Molecule: messenger RNA, 144 nt
Organism: Cavenderia fasciculata
Lineage: Eukaryota; Evosea; Eumycetozoa; Acytosteliales; Cavenderiaceae
Exons: 1
Coding region: 1-144 (47 amino acids)
Source: RefSeq, a predicted model, not a curated record
AUGGAAGAUAUAAAUACAAGAGAAAAUAAGAAGAUCAAAUCACAAUUAUCAAAUCAAUCAAAUUUAGUAUCGUCAUUAUUCAAUCAUGUUAGUUCUAUUCAUCAACAAUUAAAGAAUACAACUGUUAAAGUAUCACUCUGUUAG